CUCAUUCUUAGUUAAUUAAUUUUCAAAAAAAUUCCAAAUGCGGAGUAUAUUUCACAUGGAGGCUGAUCAGCGUAAUCUCAUACGAAGUAUAUACAUCCUAUAAAUGCCACCAGCUUCGCCGUUCAUCACAAUAAUAUAUAUAUAUAUAUAUAUAUAUAUAUAUAGUUUCUUUCGGGUGAGAAAUUAACAAAUUAAACAUGAUGGUGAAGUCUGUAAGCGGCGGGCAUUGCGACUCUGAUGAUCACAAAAAGCCGCCGCACUUGAGUCAGCAUGACCGGAAGCCAUGCACUGAUGAUGGCGACGAUGUUCCGGCCGGGGACGACGGCGUUUCUGAGACCGGCCGCAGCGGCACGAGCGAGGGUGGAUGGAGCUUUCUUGUGGAGGAGCUGGCAAAUAAAAAUGCACGGCCACAACAAGGCGCGGCAGAGGCGGGGGCCGAGAGAGUUCAACUGCUCCCGCCUCUGCCUCCGCGGCGGCGUAAGAGCCGCUCCUUAUCCGCACUGAGUACGAAAAGCCUAGAGAUGUGUACCGAGGGCUUGGGCUGCGAAACUGGCUUCGAUAUGACUCGGAGCAUUGAGGAAUUGAUUGGGAAGCCGCCGCCGGCAGCGUCGGAACCAUCACCGACGAAGCCGGCGGGGAUGAUUUCGGGUGACAAAAUCAAGGCCCGCUUCCCGCCUCCGCUGACUUCAACGACCAAAGGUCGGGCGGGACUUGGUGGUGAUGGGGUGAAGAUGAUGCGGCCUCGUCGGGAAGGCGGCCGGUUGGUGUUGACUGCCGUCUCCGUAACCCGACCCGACUUUUUCUUCCUCUCAACCAGAUCAGAUGGGAGGCUCAUGCUUUCCUUCAAACAAUAGUUCCGAGAUUGAUGAUGACCACAGCAAUGAAGUUUCAAAUGAAGAUUUUGGCUUCCCGACAACGCUUUACUUUUGUGGAGAGAUCCUUCUCCUUCUUCCCUCUCACACUAAAACACCCACACUUCUAUUCAUAUUCAUAACUUUUUCUUUUUUAGUGUUCCAAAAUGUUUGCCACCGUUCACUUUUAGAUAUUUAAUACGGACUAAUAUUUAAAAACAAUUUUUUAAAAAAAAAAAAUUUCUACUUCGUCGGCAUGGCUUUCUCUUUUUUCCUUACACGUUACUACAAACACCUUACUUAUAUUGACCAAAGUGCAAUUAUAGUUUCAUUACGUAUAUUUCAGCUACAUUAUUAUGCA
Cuscuta epithymum is the source of this 1212-nucleotide messenger RNA. NCBI's taxonomy places the organism in Eukaryota, Viridiplantae, Streptophyta, Magnoliopsida, Solanales, Convolvulaceae. The record is from the annotation of a GenBank genome assembly.